Molecule: messenger RNA, 2241 nt
Organism: Myotis brandtii (Brandt's bat)
Lineage: Eukaryota; Metazoa; Chordata; Mammalia; Chiroptera; Vespertilionidae
Product: heterogeneous nuclear ribonucleoprotein M
Exons: 1
Coding region: 42-2135 (697 amino acids)
Biological process (GO): regulation of mRNA stability involved in response to oxidative stress; alternative mRNA splicing, via spliceosome
Cellular component (GO): cytoplasm; post-mRNA release spliceosomal complex; nucleus
Molecular function (GO): mRNA binding
Source: RefSeq, a predicted model, not a curated record
UACAGCCUGUUCCCUCACACAAAAGCCCAGACGCGGAGAAAAUGGCGGCAGGGGUCGAGGCGGCGGCCGAGGUGGCGGCGACGGAGCCCAAAAUGGAGGGGGAGAGCAGCGCGCCCAGCGCACCAAGCGGCAACGGUGUUCCGGGUCCAAAAGGUGAAGGAGAACGACCUACUCAGAAUGAGAAGGGAAAAGAGAAAAACAUAAAAAGAGGGGGCAAUCGCUUUGAGCCAUAUGCCAAUCCAACCAAAAGAUACAGAGCCUUCAUUACAAACAUACCUUUUGAUGUGAAAUGGCAGUCACUUAAAGACCUGGUUAAAGAAAAAGUUGGUGAGGUAACAUACGUGGAGCUCUUAAUGGACGCUGAAGGAAAGUCAAGGGGAUGUGCCGUUGUUGAAUUCAAGAUGGAAGAGAGCAUGAAAAAAGCUGCUGAAGUUCUAAACAAGCAUAGUCUGAGUGGAAGACCACUGAAAGUCAAAGAAGAUCCUGAUGGUGAACAUGCCAGGAGAGCAAUGCAAAAGGCUGGAAGACUUGGAAGCACAGUAUUUGUAGCAAAUCUGGAUUAUAAAGUUGGCUGGAAGAAGCUGAAGGAAGUUUUUAGUAUGGCUGGUGUGGUGGUCCGGGCAUACAUUCUUGAGGAUAAAGAUGGAAAAAGUCGUGGAAUAGGCACUGUUACUUUUGAACAGUCCAUUGAAGCUGUGCAAGCUAUAUCUAUGUUCAAUGGACAACUGCUAUUUGAUAGACCAAUGCACGUGAAAAUGGAUGAGAGGGCCUUACCAAAGGGAGAUUUUUUCCCUCCUGAGCGUCCACAACAACUUCCCCAUGGAGUUGGUGGUAUUGGCAUGGGGUUAGGACCAGGAGGGCAGCCUAUCAAUGCCAAUCACCUAAAUAAAGGCAUUGGCAUGGGAAACAUAGGACCUGCAGGAAUGGGAAUGGAAGGCAUAGGAUUUGGAAUAAAUAAAAUGGGAGGCAUGGAGGGUCCCUUUGGUGGUGGUAUGGAAAACAUGGGUCGAUUUGGAUCUGGGAUGAACAUGGGCAGGAUAAAAGAGAUGGAGCGUGUCAUGGGUGGAGGAUUUGAAAGAGACUUUGCCAGAAACGAGAUGGGAAUGUAUCGAAGCUUUGGAGAGCCCCUUGGCAGAGGAAUGGAAAUCCUAAGUAAUGCACCCAAGAGAGGCGAGAUCAUUGCAAAGCAGGGAGGAGGUGGAGGUGGAGGCAGUGUCCCUGGGAUCGAGAGGAUGGGCCCCGGCAUUGACCGCAUUGGGGGUGCUGGCAUGGAGCGCAUGGGCGCAGGCCUGGGCCAUGGCAUGGAUCGUGUGGGCUCUGAAAUUGAGCGUAUGGGCCUGGUCAUGGACCGCAUGGGCUCCGUCGAGCGCAUGGGCUCUGGCAUCGAGCGCAUGGGCACACUGGGCCUCGACCACAUGGCCUCCAGCAUCAAGCGCAUGGGCCAGACCAUGGAGCGCAUUGGAUCUGGCGUGGAGCGCAUGGGUGCCGGCGUGGGCUUUGGCCUGGAGCGCAUGGCCGCACCCAUUGAUCGUGUGGGCCAGACCAUUGAGCGCAUGGGCCUGAGCAUGGGUCGUAUGGUGCCCGCAGGCAUGGGGGCUGGCCUGGAGCGUAUAGGCCCUGUGAUGGAUCGCAUGGCCACCGGCCUGGAGCGCACGGGCACCAACAACCUGGAGCGAAUGGGCGCCAACAGUCUUGAGCACAUGGGCCUGGAGCGGAUGGGUCCCGCCAUGGGCCCGGCCCUAGGCGCUGGCAUUGAGCACAUGGGCCUAGCCAUGGGUGGCGGUGGCAGUGCCAGCUUUGACCGUGCCAUCGAGAUGGAGCGUGGCAACUUGGGAGGAAGCUUCGCAGGUUCCUUCGGUGGAGCUGGAGGCCAUGCUCCUGGGGUGGCCAGAAAGGCCUGCCAGAUAUUUGUGAGAAAUCUCCCAUUUGAUUUUACAUGGAAAAUGCUAAAGGACAAAUUCAACGAAUGUGGCCAUGUGCUGUAUGCGGACAUCAAGAUGGAGAAUGGGAAGUCCAAGGGGUGCGGUGUGGUUAAGUUUGAAUCUCCAGAGGUGGCUGAGAGAGCCUGCCGGAUGAUGAAUGGGAUGAAGCUGAGUGGCCGAGAGAUUGAUGUUCGAAUCGAUAGAAAUGCUUAAGCAGUUGCCUUUUUUAAACAUCGAUACCAGACCUCUGAAUUUGUAUUUUUUCUUGUUAACCAUUUUAAUUUGUUGGCUGGAUGUAUAAAGAUGUUUAAAAAAUUCA